UUAACGUCAGAUGCUGUGCGAUUCUUAGCAGAGUUGUUAUGCGGUUUUAUCCAGCAUUUAGCCGAUGUAAUCGUUACAUAUUAACUGUUAAACAUGGAGAUAUACAGCUGACAUACUGAAUGGCAGACAGCCUUUGAUAAUGUUAGCUAACGUUAGUUUGCUGCCUCGGGGAUGGUUGCUUACAACGACGCUAACGACUUUAUUUUAGACAUGUUAACAUUAAUGUCAACGUUUUUACAGGAUUAGCAUCACCACGUUGACUAAACAGCAGAUCUUCUCCGUCCUGUACCACUGACUGAACCAUAAACAGACAGGAUGCCUAAUGCCAAUGCACGACCGAAGCAUGGCAGGAGGACCCGACGGCGGCACAGGGAAGACCCUGCCAGAAACGAGCUGGUCUCCAGUUCCCUGGAAAGUGCUCAGCAGUGCCUGUUAAACCAAGAUUAUGGGACUGCAUUUGUGCACUACCUUCUUGUCCUCAACCUUGCACCUGUGUUUAAGGACUUUGCCAAGGAGUCAUUCAGGUUCACUCUUUUCAAGUGGACGGAAGAGCUGGACUCUGUGGGCCGCAUCCAGGACCUCUUUGACUGUUAUGAACAAGCGCUGGAGCUGUAUCCUGCUGAUGAGGUGAUCUUAAACAGCAUGGGUGAACACCUCUUCAGAAUGGGUUUCAGAGAUGAAGCAGCAGGUCAUUUCCACAAAGCCUUGAAGCUGAGGCCAGACUACCCAGAAGCCAGGGAGAAUUUCUACCGUGUGGCCAACUGGCUGGUGGAGCGCUGGCAUUUUUUAAUGCUCAACGACCACGGGAGGAACCAGAAGUACCAGCAAGCCAUCCAGAAAGCUGUUCAGAGUGGUUGCAACACUGUACUUGACAUAGGUACUGGCACUGGGAUCCUUGGUAUGUGCGCUAAGAAGGCAGGAGCAGAUGAGGUGUACGCCUGUGAACUGUCAAAGACCAUGUAUGAGCUGGCCUGUGAGGUGGUGACUGCUAAUGGAAUGGAGGGAAGUAUCAAGAUCCUCCAUAUGAAAUCUCUGGAGAUGGAAGUGCCAAAAGACAUCCCACAAAGGGUGUCCCUGGUGGUGACAGAGACGGUGGAUGCAGGACUAUUUGGGGAGGGCAUCAUCGAGAGUCUCAUUCAUGCCUGGCACCACCUCCUGCUGCCUCCACAGAAAGGUGAGAAUGAGUUCAAGGAGCAGUCAGCAACAGGACGGGUCAUCCCUGCUGGAGCCACAGUGUUUGGCAUGGCUGUUGAGUGCCUUGAGAUCCGCAGACAUCACCGGCUCUGUGUGUCAGAGGUUGGCGGUCUGUCCAUGUCUGCAGCCGGGGAGCUCCGCAGCCCAGUGAGCUGUAGCUCUGAGCCCGACGAGUCCAUGGAGCCGUACACCACAGAGAGACUCAGCAGACUGCCAGGAGGAUAUAAAGCUCUCACAGAGCCGUUCACUGCCCUCAACAUAGAUUUCAACAAUGUUCAGGAACUGGAGGGACUGAGCUCCAGGCCGGUUCAGCAGAUUCGCCUGCCUGUCACACAGGAGGGGGAGCUGGAUGCUCUGGCUGUUUGGUUUCAGCUCCACCUGGACGGGGAGAGCAGUCUGUCUACAGGACCGCAGGAGGACACCUGCUGGGAGCAAGCCAUCUACCCGGUCCAUAGCACCAAGGGUUUUCUCCUGAAACCUCAUGAUGAGCUGAUAGUUGAAGUCUCCUGCAGGGAUGCCUACCUCAGGCUAUGCAGCGUGGCCGUACUGAGAGAUGGGCACGAAAUCCGUCUAAACAAGCGCAUGGAUUCCCUGUGCCCUGAAAACCCUGUCCCAACCCAGAACCCAGAGGCAGAGCUGUGCAGUGCACUUGCCUGCCUUCAGACUGACCAGAACCAAACCAAAGACUUCUCCAUGCUGGAAUGUGCAGAGAUGGCGCUCCUGAACAAUCAGGAUUAUCAUCAGAGUUUUUGCACAGCGCUUGGGAAACUCCUCUCCAAGCUGAAGGUUCGAUACCAAGCCAGAGAGGGAGUAUCAGAUGUUCAGUCGGACUCUAGCGAUCUCCUGUACGUCCUCGAUGUGUCUGAGGGUUUCUCUCUGCUCUCCCUUAUCGCCGCCAGUCAUGGCCGAGUAAAAGCGUACAGCUCUAUGGAAAAGAACAAGCAACAGGAAGUCCUAAAGAGGCUGGCUCGCUCUAGUAGCAUCCCAGAACAGAAUUUAGAGUUCUGGCUCAACCACAUGGAGGAUGAACAGGGGAUGUUGAAGAGGCCGUCCAGGGAGAAACUAUGGAGCGCCAUCAUCCUGGACUGUGUGGAGACGUGCGGCCUCAUCAGACAGAAGCUGAUGGAAAAAGCUUCACUAGCCAGAUGUCUGCUGGAGGAAGGAGGUCAUAUUUUUCCAGAGAAGAUCGUGGUUCAUGGUAUGCUGGUGGAGUCAGACACGUUGCUGCUGGAAAGUGCAGUCCAGGGUCAGGAACCAACACUGGGAUUCAACAUUGCUCCCUUCAUCAACCAGUUCACUGUGCCGGUCCAUGUGUUUUUGGACUUUUCCACACUGGAGUGCAGACAUCUCAGUGAGUCUGUGGAGCUCUUUGUCCUUGAUCUGAUGGAUGUUAAUGCAAACUACACCAACAGAGAAGUAAAGGUCCAGGUUACGUCUGCAGGCAGAGUGACAGCAGUUCCCUUCUGGUACCACAUCUACCUGGAUGAAGAGAUCAGCGUCAGCACCCUCAACCACAACUCUCACUGGAAGCAGGCAGCCGCUGUGCUGCAGCAGCCACUGGAGGUACAAGCUGGAGACUGGGUCUGCCUCGCUGUGAAGCUACACAAAAGCACUAUCUCCAUAUCAGCCUGUGUAGAGAACUCCCCCAGACUGAUGGAGCAAUGAUCAACGUUUUUGUGUCGGCUGAUUUAAAGUUGAUGUUUUAUGCUGUCAGACAGAAGCCACAGAGAGAAAGGGAAAUGCAUUGAUAGAAAGCUUUUCUAUCAAAGGUUUGGUAUCAUUAACCAUGUUCAGUGCCAUUUUUUAAAUAAUUGUGAUACCAGUCAUUAAAUAUCUGACAACAAAUAAUGUAAUUUGGUGUUAAAGAAGACAUGGCUUACAAUUUAAAAGUUGCAGUUGGUAGCUGAUUAACCAUGAUCUAAGAAUAUCUGCAAAAUAUCAAAUGGUUAAAAUUUGUACUUCUAUUUAACCACAAAUGUUGUAUUUGUAAGUAUCAAAACUGUUACUUGAUAAAAGGUACUGUAGUUUUUGUACAGAAAUGUUUGUAAGUAUAAGAAAUAAACUGAUUUCAACAAUGAAA
Cheilinus undulatus (humphead wrasse) is the source of this 3274-nucleotide messenger RNA. It is a transcript of the gene prmt9, whose product is annotated as protein arginine methyltransferase 9. Bases 316 to 2859 code for a protein of 847 amino acids. The record is from RefSeq and is a predicted model, not a curated record. Gene Ontology annotation, biological process: peptidyl-arginine methylation. The transcript has 13 exons. Gene Ontology annotation, molecular function: protein-arginine omega-N monomethyltransferase activity; protein binding. NCBI's taxonomy places the organism in Eukaryota, Metazoa, Chordata, Actinopteri, Labriformes, Labridae.